UUUUUCAAGACUAAAAGUGGAUUAAUAUGGACUGAAGAGGAAUAUCCUGUUAGAUAAAAACAUGUUGUUCAUUUAGUUUUACUUUGUUCAAAACUGUACAUUUUUGACUUUUGGACUUUACAAUGCCGUGGAGAUACUGGAAAUGUUUGGAUCAUCCUCCAUCAGCUGUGCUGUGUGUAUGAAACCAGGCAAUGUCCACCAUGGUGUAUCCACGUGAAGAAGCCCUGGAGAGACUGAGCCAGGAUGAGAUCGUCCUCAACACUAAGGCCGUCAUGCAGGGCCUGGAGACGCUGCGUGGCGAACACGCCCAGCUCCUCAACUCGCUGCUGGACUGCACCCAGCCGCCGGCCGCCCAGGAGAAGUCCGGACUGCUCCGCAAGAGUCUGGAGGCCAUCGAGCUGGGCCUGGGAGAGGCACAGGUGAUCAUCGCUCUGUCGAGCCACCUUAGCGCCGUGGAGUCGGAGAAGCAGAAGCUGCGCGCUCAGGUGCGUCGCCUCUGCCAGGAGAACCAGUGGCUCCGCGACGAGCUGGCGGGGACGCAGCACAAGCUGCAGCGCAGCGAGCAGAGCGUCGCCCAGCUGGAGGAGGAGAAGAAGCACCUGGAGUUCAUGAACCAGAUCAAGAAGUUUGACGACGACGUGUCGCCCUCGGAGGAGAAGAACCAGAGCUCCGGUGGCGGCAGUGGAAGCGGAGGAGACACUUCAAAGGACAGCCUGGAUGAUCUGUUCCCCAACGAUGAUGACCAGGGACCAGCCCAGCCCAGCGGAGAGGUGGCAGCCCAGCAGGGAGGCUACGAGAUCCCGGCCCGCCUCAGGACGCUCCACAACCUGGUGAUCCAGUACGCCUCGCAGGGGAGGUACGAGGUGGCCGUGCCGCUGUGCAAACAAGCCCUGGAGGACCUGGAGAAGACGUCUGGGCACGACCACCCUGACGUAGCCACAAUGCUCAACAUCCUGGCCUUGGUGUACAGGGAUCAGAACAAGUACAAAGAAGCAGCUCACCUCCUGAAUGACGCCCUGGCCAUCAGAGAGAAGACGCUGGGCAAGGAUCAUCCAGCCGUGGCCGCGACCCUCAACAACCUGGCCGUCCUGUACGGAAAGAGGGGCAAAUACAAGGAGGCUGAGCCUCUGUGCAAGAGAGCGCUGGAGAUCAGAGAGAAGGUGUUGGGGAAGUACCACCCAGAUGUGGCCAAGCAGCUGAACAACUUGGCCCUGCUGUGUCAGAACCAGGGCAAGUACGACGAGGUGGAGUACUACUACAGACGAGCCCUGGAGAUCUACGAGUCCAAACUGGGAGCCGACGACCCCAACGUGGCCAAGACCAAAAACAACCUGGCGACGUGCUACCUGAAGCAGGGGAAGUUCAUGGACGCCGAGGCUCUGUACAAAGAGAUCCUGACCAGGGCACACGAGAAGGAGUUUGGAUCUGUCAACAAUGACAACAAGCCAAUCUGGAUGCACGCAGAGGAGAGAGAGGAGAGCAAGGGUAAGCGUAAGGACGCUGGCCCGUAUGUAGAGUAUGGCAGCUGGUAUAAAGCCUGCAAGGUGGACAGCCCGACCGUGAAUACAACCCUGAAAAGCCUGGGAGCUUUGUACCGUCGCCAGGGCAAACUGGAGGCAGCAGAAACGCUGGAGGAGUGCGCCAGCAAGUCACGUAAACAGGGUAUUGAUGCCAUUAACCAGAGUAAGGUGGUGGAGCUGCUGAAGGACGGAGGAGCCGGAGGCGGCGACAGACGACACAGCAGGGAAGGAAUCAACGGUCCGGGGGGACAGCGAGGGGAGAACGAGGGCGAUGACUCCGCCGAGUGGAACGGGGACGGUAAUGGGUCUCUGCGCCGCAGCGGCUCCUUCGGGAAGAUCCGUGACGCCCUGAGAAGGAGCAGCGAGAUGCUGGUGAAGAAGCUGCAGGGAAGCGGACCACAAGAACCUCGUAACCCAGGAAUGAAGAGAGCGAGCUCCCUCAACUUCCUCAACAAGAGCGCUGAGGAGACCACACAGGACGCCAGCUCCGGAUUCUCUGACUGCAGGGGACUAAGCGCCAGCAACGUGGACCUAUCCAGACGCAGCUCCCUGAUUGGCUAGACAGAGACAAGAGGAGGCGGGACACGGCGUGGGGGUUUGUGGGGUGGUAGACACGGAGCGGCCCGGCGAGGAGAGGCUGUUUGCAGCUUGGUUUGAUCAAACAAACACACCUAAAGCUCAAAGCGAGAUCAAACACUUUGCACCUGCAGCAUAUUUUUUUAAACAACACUCAGUCGUCACUAAACGUCAUCCCGUAAGACGCGGUCGCUGCUUCGCUGUACAAACCGCUGCCCUCGAUCAGAACAGAGAACAUUUAGAUACACAUUAAUCAGCAUGCUGCUUACUAGAAAGUGGAAUGUCUGCACCUGAACGCCUCGUGUUCUUUCAAACUCAUACCACCGUAGCAAACGCAUCGUAUCACGUCGUGGUGACGAGUCUGUCUCGUUAGAUCUCACACCCUCACGUGCAGACACUCAACCUUUAGGUAGGCUAAACUGGUUUCAGUUCAAAGAAAAAAACCCACUGCACUCUGUAUAUUUCACCAGUAGCAUGUUUGCUGAUGCUGACCGCUCAUCGAAUGCACAUCAUGGACGGUUUAAAAAAAAAAAAGGUACGAUCCGCUUCGAUUUUAUCCGAGAAUACGAGUAAUCUUUUGGGUAUUUUCAAAAACAAAUCAUUAGCACUAACCAUUUAAACCUCACUUUUUGCCUUCUUGUUUUUUAUGUAUAUACAGUUUUAAAUUAUUUGAUAUUUCAUCCUUUGUAUAUAGCGCACAUUUGAUCUUGUGUUUUUUGUUUUGUUUUUUCUUUUUGUUUACACUUCAUUGGGUUUAAAGACGGUCUCAGCUGGAAAAAAAAAAUAUGUAAAGGGGGACGAAGACUGGAAAAAGAAGGAUGGCGGGAAAACGCUGAUAAUCUGCUGACAUUCGAGAUAAGCCGCAAGGUUUUAGUCUAAACUGUAAUAAUGCACUUUUGAACGUGACGGUACUGUACACAGUAGUUCUCACUGCGCCCUCUACUGGACAGGCUCACGGCGAAAAUCUUUUAAAUAAACGAAAAAAGUUAAUUUGAAAGGUUUCUCUUGAAUACUACCUACAGAAAGUUAAAUUGAACACUAGAAUCAUUAAGUUCAGGUAAGUUUUACCGACACUAAUUUACCAAACAGCCACAAGCCUGAAGCGAUAUCGAAGGAAAAUGCUGUGAAAGAGACGUUUAAAUCUGAUUUGUUUACAAUCAUUAAACUGGGAAAUUUAAGGCAUAAUCAUUUCGAAAAAAUUAUACUUUAUUGGUUUAAAGCUGACGCAGCUACAAUCUGUUUACUUUUAUUACUUCCUCUUUGUGAGAAUUUGUUUUUGUCUCGUUGACUGUUGCUGAAUAUGUAUCUUUUUUUUUUUUUGUACAAAACAAUCCUUAAGUGUUACGUUUGUCGACGCUGACCCGGACGGGCGUCAUCAGUCGCAAUCACUCGCAAGAGAAUCCGACUGUUGAACGUCCGUCCUCGAUGAAUUUUGUUGUGCUGUUUUGCUUUUUUUCCUGUUUUGGCUCUGAGCUUUUAUUUUGAAGGUACUGCAAACUGAUUAUCUGAAUGUUACGUUUCAUGUCGGUCUGGUGGCAUACGCACUGGAUUUAUGGAAGCUAAACUCCACCAAAAUAAGACCAAUAUCUACAGAAUGUACACGAAGCAAAAAAUCAGGA
Larimichthys crocea (large yellow croaker) is the source of this 3715-nucleotide messenger RNA. RefSeq names its product kinesin light chain 2 (gene klc2). Gene Ontology annotation, cellular component: cytoplasm; kinesin complex. Gene Ontology annotation, molecular function: kinesin binding. Lineage: Eukaryota; Metazoa; Chordata; Actinopteri; Sciaenidae. Gene Ontology annotation, biological process: microtubule-based movement. Bases 192 to 2081 code for a protein of 629 amino acids. The transcript has 14 exons. The record is from RefSeq and is a predicted model, not a curated record.